Messenger RNA from Pseudovirgaria hyperparasitica, 1358 nucleotides. RefSeq names its product Phosphoenolpyruvate/pyruvate domain-containing protein. Gene Ontology annotation, molecular function: catalytic activity. Bases 204 to 1043 code for a protein of 279 amino acids. The transcript is spliced from 2 exons. The record is from RefSeq and is a predicted model, not a curated record. Lineage: Eukaryota; Fungi; Ascomycota; Dothideomycetes; Acrospermales; Acrospermaceae.
AGCUGACUUGCCACAGCACGUCACUUCUGACAAGCCCGCACAAAGCAUUAUAGUAGAAAUGACCUUGGUAAAUAUAUCAAGACUCGUGAGAACAGUAUAUCUUCAUAUCAAGACUGUCAAACUCAUUUAGAAGCAUGGCAUCGCAAGCUCCAACAGUGCGUGCCUCCACGCGCCUCCGGGAACUAUUAAACGAUAAGAGCAGGAUGGUCGUAGCACCAGGGGUAUACGAUGGUUUCACAGCUCGUCUAGCUCUCAACGUCGGUUUCGACGCUUUGUACAUGACUGGUUUUGGCACUUCCCUCUCGCGCAUCGGCUGGCCCGACUUGGGCCUUGCAACCGCAUCUGACAUGAUUGCGAAUGCCUCUCUCAUCGCCAACCUCGAUCCCUCGAUCCCCCUCAUCGCCGACGCAGAUACCGGCUACGGCGGCCCUAUCGCCGUCGCGCGGACCGUCAGCCAGUACAUCCAAGCCGGCGUUGCUGCAUUCCAUCUCGAGGACCAAGUCCAGACGAAGCGCUGCGGCCAUCUGCUAGGCAAGGAGCUCGUCACGAAGGAAGAAUUCGUGAGCCGGAUCAAGGCCGCCGUCGAAGCGCGCACGAGAGCGCAGAGCGAUAUCAUCAUCAUUGCCCGCACCGACGCGCUUGCCGGGCCAGGCUUUGAUGAAGCGAUCGAGCGGCUGCGUGCUGCAAUCGGUGCGGGUGCAGAUGUGGCGUUUCUUGAAGGCAUCAGGAAUGAAGCGCAGGCGACAGCGGUCUGUGAGAUCAUGGGCGAGACGCCUAUGCUGCUGAACCUCGUGCCGGGCGGACUGACGCCGAACUGGUCGAUGAGACAGGCACAGGACCUCGGCUUCAGGAUGACGAUUGUACCACUCAUGCUACUUGAAGCAUCACAGAAGGCGUCAACAGAGGCCCUGAAAGCGCUGAAAUCGGAUGGCAAAGUGAACUAUGGCGAAAAAGGCCCACGGGGAUUGUCUGAGCUAUGUGGACUAAAAGACGCAAUGAAGAUUGAUGAGAUAUCCGGGGGCAAAGCACUUGGUAGUAUCUAGGUAAUCACAAUGAAAGUCCCACCUCCCCAAAAUACAGCAUCCCAACGACCAACAUCCUAAACUAUUCUCGCCCCAAACCCACCACACAGUGGCAGAAAGCACGCGAAAAAGCGCUUGCACGAGAGCCAUCAAAAACCAUCCCGCCGUGUAGACCAUGUGGGUGUUCCGAUAGAGGAGAGCAAUCUUGUCCUGCUCGGCUCGCAAAUGGCAAGUCAGUUGAAAAAACGUGGCUCUAGCUAUUUAUAAUGUACAUCCACAAAGUCUAGGCCAGAAUUGGCCCAAGUAGCUGAGGGAAGAAGUUUUAAGUGAAACGCA